AGCUCACUCAACACAUUACACAUAGCGAUCCCGCCAGUGUCGGAAGGGAACUCAUCAAAUCCACCCCCACCAUUUGAACCCCAGCUCAGCUCCAUCCCCACUGCCCCCAACCACCGCACGGCAAGGUUUGUUUGACCUCUCGCCAGGCUCAAAGCUAGUAGCUUCUUGCUGUCGAGGCAGGGCCGGGACGGGGAGGAAGAGGACAAGCACGCUGCACGCACGCGUGCUGAUGCGCAAGCGUACAAACAGGUGAUCUAGAGAGGAAGCAGAAGACGACGACGACGAAGCUGAUCAGAGAAAUCCAAGAAAGAAGGAAUGGGGGGAGAAGAAGAAGAAGAAGGAGCUAGCCCACACGCGCGCGCCCGCGCUGAAAUGGCGUCUAGCGGCGGCAAGAGGAGGCCAAGACCAACCAUUUUCUCCUGGUUUGUCCCCUUGCUGCUGUUGCUGGCUUGUUCUUCUUCGUUGUCGGUGUCGGCGGACAAUGGCGGCGGCAGCGGCGGGGGCAACGGCGGGGGCAACGGCACGACACAUGAGUUCCGUUCGGGGGAUGAGUUGAGGGCGUACCAGAGGAUCGUGGCCCGGAUGGCCCGGACCAAGAAGGCCGCCGUCAAGACCAUUCAGAGCCCCGACGGCGACGUCAUCGACUGCGUGCCGGCGCACCUGCAGCCGGCGUUCGACCAUCCAACCUUAAGAGGCCAAAAGCCCGAGGAUGAGCCCGUGUACAGGCCAAACAUCACCGGCGGCGCGGCGGCGAAGAACGACGACACCGUGUUCCCGCAGGCGUGGAGCGACGGCGGCGGCGAGCCGUGCCCGGGCGGGACGGUGCCGAUACGGCGGACGACGGAGCGCGACCUGCUGCGGCACUCGGCGGCGACCGGCUCCCUCCGGCGGUUCGCGAUGAAACCGCCCCGCGCCCGCAACGUCGUCCGCCGCGACUCCACCGACGACGGCCACGAGCACGCGGUGGGGUACGUGACGGGGGAUCAGUUCUACGGCGCCAAGGCGAGCCUGAACGUGUGGCCGGCCAAAGUGGCGUCCGCCGCGGAGUUCAGCCUCUCCCAGAUCUGGGUCAUCUCCGGCACCUUCGGCAACGACCUCAACACCAUCGAAGCAGGCUGGCAGGUAAGCCCUCAGCUGUAUGGAGACAACAGCCCAAGGUUCUUCACCUACUGGACAAGCGACGCGUACCAGGCGACGGGGUGCUACAACCUGCACUGCUCGGGCUUCGUGCAGACAAACAGCCGGAUCGCCAUCGGCGCCGCCAUCUCGCCGGCGUCGGCCUACAACGGGCGGCAGUUCGACAUCGCGCUGCUCAUCUGGAAGGACCCGCGGCGGGGCCACUGGUGGCUGCAGCUAGGGGACGGGGCGGGCCCGCUGGUCGGCUACUGGCCGUCGUCGCUCUUCACGCACCUGGGAGGGCACGCCAACAUGGUGCAGUUCGGCGGCGAGGUGGUCAACACGCGGCCGAAGGGCGCGCACACGCCCACGCAGAUGGGCAGCGGCCAUUUCCCCCGAGAAGGGUUCAACCGGGCGGCCUAUUUCAGGAACUUGCAGGUUGUUGAUUGGGACAAUAAUCUCAUCCCGGCGGCGGGGCUCCGGCUUGUGGCGGAUCAUCCGGCGUGUUAUGGCGUUCAGGGCGGGUAUAACCGCGCCUGGGGGAAUUACUUCUAUUAUGGCGGGCCUGGAAGGAACGUCCGCUGCCCCUGAUUGGUUCGGUCGUCGGUGCUAGCUUUGAUUGAUGUUGCCGGUGCCGGAGAAGAAGGAGAUUGGUUGGUCGAUCGAGAUUCUCGCUGCUAAAGUAAUAUAGUACUACUGCCAAGGAGUACGUACGUGCUGAUCGUUGAUUACUUACCAACGGCUAAGAAGACAAACGUAGCUAGGUAGUAGUGGUUAAUUGAAUUACUGAAAGUUUUUGGAGUUGAUAGUAGUAUCUGCCUGGGAAGCGAUGCUUGUUUCCAUAUGUGGGUUUUUGGGGGGAGGGUUUAUGUAUACGUGGGAAACUGAUAUAGAGAUUUACUGUUUGUGAAUUUCGUUAGAUCACUUGCGCCCCAUAUGUAUAGUACUAGUACGGAGUAGUAUGUUUCUGUUGAUCUCUA
Messenger RNA from Brachypodium distachyon (stiff brome), 2096 nucleotides. RefSeq lists its product as uncharacterized. NCBI's taxonomy places the organism in Eukaryota, Viridiplantae, Streptophyta, Magnoliopsida, Poales, Poaceae. The record is from RefSeq and is a predicted model, not a curated record. The transcript has 6 exons. Bases 316 to 1707 code for a protein of 463 amino acids.